This is a messenger RNA of Gadus morhua (Atlantic cod), 4329 nucleotides long. RefSeq names its product myelin regulatory factor (gene myrf). Lineage: Eukaryota; Metazoa; Chordata; Actinopteri; Gadiformes; Gadidae. Gene Ontology annotation, biological process: positive regulation of DNA-templated transcription; protein autoprocessing; central nervous system myelin maintenance. The record is from RefSeq and is a predicted model, not a curated record. Gene Ontology annotation, cellular component: endoplasmic reticulum membrane; nucleus. Gene Ontology annotation, molecular function: sequence-specific DNA binding; DNA-binding transcription factor activity.
AUAAGUGGACGCCCCUAUACGACGCCAAUUGCAAAGAGUUGCCGAUGCCCACCUAUCGCGUGGACGCAGACAAAGGCUUCAACUUCUCCCUGGCCGACGACGCCUUCGUGUGCCAGAAGAAGAACCACUUCCAGGUCACUGUCUACAUCGGCAUGCUGGGCGAUCCCAAGUACAUCAAGACCAGCGAGGGCCUGCAGCCCAUCGACUGCUUCUACCUGAAGCUCAACGGAGUGAAGUUGGAGGCCAUGAACCAGUCCAUCAGCGUGGAGCAGUCCCAGUCUGAUCGAAGCAAGCGGCCCUUCAAACCAGUGUUUUUGGAUUUUGUCCUCAGGGUGACCCUGCCUCCGGAGCAGGUUACCAAGGUGACGGUGGGGCGGCUGCACUUUAGUGAGACCACGGCCAAUAACAUGAGGAAGAAGGGCAAGCCCAACCCCGACCAGAGGUACUUCAUGCUGGUGGUGGCGCUGCAGGCCCAGUCCCACAGCCAGAGCUACACGGUGGCAGCACAGGUGUCCGAGAGGAUCAUCGUCAGGGUAACAUCUGCCUCAAACCCGGGUCAGUUUGAGAGCGACAGCGAGGUGCUAUGGCAACGCGGUCAGAUGCCCGACUCGGUCUACCACCACGGCCGGGUGGGCAUCAACACGGACAGGCCUGACGAAGCCCUGGUCGUCCACGGCAACAUCAAGGUCAUGGGGUCACUGGUGCACCCCUCUGAUAUCAGGGCCAAGGAGAACGUCCAGGAGGUGGACACGACAGACAACCUGAAACGGAUCUCUCAGAUGAGGCUGGUGCAAUUCCAAUACAAGCCAGAGUUUGCGGCCACUGUGGGCAUAGACACCACUAAGCAGACUGGAGUCAUCGCCCAGGAGGUGCAGAAGAUCUUACCCGAGGCGGUGAAGGAGGCGGGGGAUGUGGUGUGCACCAACGGAGAAACCAUUCCAAAGAUAUUGAUGGUUAAUAAGGAGCGUAUCUUCAUGGAGAACGUUGGGGCGGUGAAGGAGCUGUGCAAGCUGACGGACAACCUGGAGACCCGCAUCGACGAGCUGGAGCGCUGGAGCCGCAAGCUGGCCAAGCUGCGGCGCCUGGACAGCAUGAAGAGCACCGUGAGCGGGGGCACCGUCAGCCAAUCAAGUAGCUACUUUAGCAGGAACGGCAGCGGACCUCUGAAGAAGAAGCCGGUCAAACCCGGGACCAAGACCCCACCCCCAGAUCCGGGCUGCAUCAGCCAGAAAAUCAUGCAGGGCACCAUCCUGGCUCUGGUCGUGGUCAUGGCCUUCAGUGUUAUUUCCAUGUCCGUGCUGUACGUCCUCACUCUCCACCACAAAGGAGCCGUCAGUGAGAAGGAUGGCCUCCCUUCCCCCUGUGUUUUCUACGUCUCUUGGAUGCCCGUUCUCACUGCCACUGUCACCUUCUGUCCUCCUGUCUGUCCUCUCUGGUCCAGAGCUCCAGUGGGCUCCUCUCGUAGAGGUUCCUUCACAUCCCAGCCCUCCACCGCUUCACCAGAGGCCUGCUGUUCUACCACAGCACUGAACAACCAAUCGUCUACGGUUCUCCCGCUCCGAGGAAACCAGUCCCUGAUAGACGCAGGUGGCCCGCUCCCCACAGCCGGCACCAUGACCAAGAAGGCAAAGUCCAGACCCAUGGACAAGGACGGCCGCAACAAGAACCGCCUCAGCCACACCUCCACACCCCUGUACUUCGCCAAGUCCCGUCGACCGCUCCCUUCUGACCAGGAGGAGACGGGAGAUCCCAACCGGGUCCCGGGGGGGCUGCCGUCACCACGCAGACAGCGGAGCGUACACACACAGGGGGAAAGGCUAGCGCCCUCUCUGACUGGCCUGCACAUCCUGGAGACCGGCCAGCAGAUCACGACCCGGAGUUGCCCAACACCAGAGAGCUGCAGCUACACCAUAUCUCUCCACGGGAAGAGGAACUCCUCCAUGUCACAGAUUACUUUGCACAUGACGUCCAACCAAAGCGUGUGGGUUCAGCAGUGUGGGUACGCCAGGGGCCAGCUGUGUCCGGACCACAAUGAGACACGGCUCUACACUGGAAAGAGUGCCUCUACAAGGGGGAUCCUGCACCUGAGGUCAGUACCGGCUCUACCGUCCCAGGAUGUCAUCCAUCACUUCCGUGUCACUCUGUCGAGUGACGUAGGCUGUUCCAGCAAGGAGGAAAACAAAACAACUGCCUUAUACUCAGACUACUAUUUCCUCAUUCAAAGCAGCUGUCAAUAAGACACUGAAGGAUCUGGUCAAGUGCCUUGUAACAGCAAGCCAAGACUUCACUUAUUCAGCUAGUAGUUAUACUUGGUCCUGUUGGAAUUGUGUAUUUGACACAUUCAAUCUUGAUUUAGCAGGAAAGAGGCUGGUACUGAGACAAGCUAUCUACCACUGUUCAUUUUUAUUGAUGAUUUUUGAAGUGCUGUAGAGAUCACGUUAGAGAACACUGGUUAAUGUUUUUAUUUUGUUUUAAAAUAAAUGUAUUUUGUCACUGAAUAUAUCAUUGUUGGAUUCAGUAAAAAGCCAUUUGAAGAUGACAACUCUUCAUUUCUUUACAGCGAAUUAUUAUUGUUUGAAAAGUAUAACGUCAAAAUUAACAAAAAUAACUGUGCAACUCAUUUUUGUAUCACUGUUUAGCAAUGUACAGCUUACAGUUCAAAAAGCAAGAGUGGACCAGAAAUAACGAUGCUAGGUCUAUUUUAGUACUCUAUUUUCUACUAUUCUGUAUGUAUUAAACAAAUGUGACUUAUGCCUUAAAACAUGAAACAUCCUUAGUUAUAGUUUUAUACACUGGAGCAAAGAUCAUUCGAUUCUGUACAUUCAUGAAUAAAUAAUGGCCCAUUCACAUUUUAAAUAUACCUCAAAAGUUCACACUGGCAUGUUAAAGGUCUACAUAUUAUGGAAAGAGUUGGAGGCCACAGCUAUUACUGGAUAUGUAUUUCUAUAAAACAUACACUGAAUAUGCAGAGAGAAAAUCACGGCUAAGAUUCUGUGGGGAAGAGAAUGGUUUGCUCUCAAACGAUAAAAAACUUUCUAAAUCUUUCCAUGUUUAUUAAACAGACCAUACCAUUCCUCCCUGAAGUUAUUUUCGCUGUGCCCUGAUGCUUGCUCACUUCAAUCAGGGAUGACAUGUAUUAAGCAUUUCUGGAAAUCAAAUAACUGGAAAAGCGCAUAAGAGUUGAAACACUGAAUGUUGCAUCAUCUUCUGCGAAGAAAAGUGUUGUCUAGCAAUGGACAUUUCUCAAAGACACUGGAAUGGCCUAUACUGUAUUGGUUAACUGGAUUUAAUGCAACGAUUGCAACUGGCAUAUCAACAGAGGAGCAUGUUCUAUAAAUUAGUUUCCUGCUCGCUGUUUUCCAUACAUCUUAGCAGAUGUAGCACAGAUAUAAACCAUGUGUUAACUAUGGGUAUUACAUGUGUUAGCCUGUCACCAAACUGAUAUAUUCUUGCUCUGCUCUAUACAUGCUCUGGAUGUUUCAAACUAUUAAUUUGUACCUAUGUUUUACACACACAAAAACAUGCAGAGUGGAAAACCUUUGACUAAUAUUACAGUGUUUGCAUUGUGGUAAUUUAAAAGUUGUACAUUUGUAUAUGUACUUUUGAUUCACUAAAUACUUUUUAGUAUUUUUCCAUAAUAUGUCCAAGGAGAGCAAUAAUAAGUAAGUUGAAUUGUUUGCACUUGAGAACUUUUUAGAACAUGCAUUUCAUUUUAUUGAUAAUUUUGGGAAACGAGGAUGACUAUGACAUUGAAUUUGAAACAUCAAUAUGUAAACAUAUAAGCAGUCAUGUAACUAAUUUUGUGUAUUAUUUGUUAUGCAAACUAUGAAAACAUUGUAUAUUUUUUUCGAUAUGAUUAUACGACUUUAAGGUCCUAUCAAGGCUUAUUUAUAAUGCACAAGCAAGCAUAGUAAACCCAGCUUAGCUCUAUUUGCACUGUAUAUAUGACCUAUAAUUGCUCUUUCCAGUAGAUAUAAACUGGUAUCAAAUAGUCUGAUAGAAUUGCAAUGUUUCAUGUUGUUGUUAUAUUAAUAUCUUAACCUUUUGUAAUGGAAACAAUUUCAUUAUCAAUCAAUGUCUUGUCAACAUAGCAUGAUUUCAAAUUUUGGGGGAUUUCAAGUUAUCUUUUUUCAUAUCUCUUCCUUAAUCUGUUCUCGCUUUCCUUCAUUGUGUUGUUUAACUGUGUUGUUGUUGUUGUUGUUGUUGUUGUUGUUGUUGUUGUUGUUGUCAUUGUUGUCAUUUGCCCACGUGACCCUUAUAUGUGUUUUGACAUAAACAUGCUGUAAUAACACAAACGCAUGCUUUCAAUAAAGAUGUUACAAAAGCCGA